CUCGAGGAGUAGCAGGAUAGUGUAGUCCCCGAGAUGAGAGAUGCUAGAGGUUGGCAUUGUUUUCAUUGACACUUUGUGAAAAUUUCCCCAGUAUGUCGCCGCACGCGGCGAAUAUGUCUGAAAAGAAAUGCAGAGCAAGGAUUUGGUGAAAAGGAAGCGCAGAAAUGAGCAUCUUGCUGUGGGAGAUCUGAUCAAUCGUGCAGUGCCAAAAGAAACGAGAAUUAUUUCACCGAAUCCAGGCUAGUGUCAGUGCAAGUUUCGACUCUAAUCUGGGUUAUAAUAUAUUUUGUGGCCAUGACGUUGCGUGGCGCUAGCAGAACGCUUCGGCCUCCUUCAGGCGCCACUUGUCGGCUUCCAUUGUGCAGUGCCAGCUACCCUGUCCCGACUAAGUCCGAUCCCAUCCAGCUCAUAUAUCAAGCCUUAUCUCAUCACUGCCCAUUGAACUCCCAGAGCUACGUUUGUCAAUUCCAGAUUUCAAGUUUUUGUGCAAGCAGGUUGAUAUCGCAAGCAGGUUGGUAUCCCAACAGCAAAUUGAGCGAGUUUGAUAACCAUGGAUCCGAAUGUUGAAUACAGUGGAGAAGGGAACAAGUAUGGAGUUGCGAAGUCGGUCACCGACGUCGAGGAAAAGUCUACUCCGCAGUCAGAGAAUGUAGAGACUGAGUCCAGAGGCCUGUUCGGAUUUGGGGGUCGAUCUGACACCUCCAGCAGCUCCGAAUCGGAGUCAGAAGAGGGAAAGGACCGGCAGAGGCGUCGUCGUGAUGAAAGAGCUGCACGUAAGCGCCCAACUACAAUGACCACGACCGAGGAGCAUACUACUGUUGGAGCUGGUACCACGGAGGGAGCACCUCAUAAAGUCAAAGCUGCCAAUGAAACAGGAACUGAUUACUCCUUGGAUUCAAUCGAAGGCGGUAAUCCAACCGGAGGAACUAACUACUCUGGUGCAAGCAUGGAGACGGGACACCCGACGGGAGGCACCGACUACUCGGGUGCAUCGGCAGAAGGGGGACAUCCCACCGGGGGCACGGACUACUCCGGCGCCGAUCUCGGCCUUCCUAAGCCCACUCCAGGCUACGGCACCACCGGCUACUCGGCCGAAGAAAAAUCCAACAACGGUCAGAAGAAGCACCACGGAUUCUUUGGCUAGAAGAUUUGGAACAUAUGCUCAUCAAAGCACCGAAACGGAACAUUGGGGCGGUAGCCCCGUGAUCGGGAUUGGUUGUGAACAAUCGUGUAACUUAAAUAUUUGGGCGAUCUGUAAAUGUCACCGAAGCCACGGGACCGAAUGAACUAUACUUUUGCAGGUCUCGGCGUUGUUCGAGCUGCGCUACUCAAAUGAAACGAGAUAAUUAUGCUGAUUAUGUGUACUCAAAUAAAGAUUUUCUAUCUGUAAAAA
Messenger RNA from Physcomitrium patens, 1393 nucleotides. RefSeq lists its product as uncharacterized. The record is from RefSeq and is a predicted model, not a curated record. Lineage: Eukaryota; Viridiplantae; Streptophyta; Bryopsida; Funariales; Funariaceae.